Molecule: messenger RNA, 1293 nt
Organism: Camellia sinensis
Lineage: Eukaryota; Viridiplantae; Streptophyta; Magnoliopsida; Ericales; Theaceae
Product: F-box protein At3g07870-like
Molecular function (GO): protein binding
Source: RefSeq, a predicted model, not a curated record
AUGGGUUUGCGAAGAAGAAAAAUCAAAGCUAGAAAGAACAAUGAAGAUCCUAAACAAAAAGAAGACAAUCAACAACACGAGUCUUCAAUGGAAGAUCUCCCACAUGAUCUCUCUCUCGAUAUCCUUUUGCGAUUACCAGUCUCCUCUCUCAUUCCAGUCAAGUUAGUAUGCAAAUCCUGGUACAAUUUCGCAACUUCUCUUCAUCAUGAACCUCACAAUCACAACAACAAAAACAAUCCUUGUCUCCUCGUAUUAUCCACUCCUCCACACGAUCAAAACCAUUGCAUAGCUGAGAUCAAUGUUUUGUAUGAAAUCGACAAUCAAGGCAACUACGGAGUAAUAUCAAAAUCAAUCAAACAGCCAAUGAAUCAUAACAUACUCAAUGUCAAUACCACUCUGUCAUGCAAUGGUUUGCUCUGCUUAAUAUGCUUGAAAAACAAUUUUUCCUAUCGAGUCUGCAUAUGCAACCCCUUGACUGAAGAAUACAAGUAUUUGCCUGAUAUGCCAUCUGUGUCACAAACAGUCACACGACUUCGUCACUGUAAGUACAUCGACAAUGAAGCCUAUCUUUACCAGCAUUUUGGGUUCGGAUUCAAUCCAAGUACUAAUGAAUACAAAGUGGUGAGAAUUGCUGGAAUUCACAACGUCACACACAUGGUCACUUUGAAGAAGAAGAAGCCUUUUAAUUGGGAUUUUGAUCCAAAAAAUUUCAAACAAAAAGUCGAUGUGUUUACUCUCAGCAGAACUGGGGUUUGGAGGUCUAAUAUCGACAUGCCUUUUGCUUGUCCGGUGGAAUCAUCUGGCGCGGUGGUCAAUGGUGCUAUUCAUUGGUUAUGCGCAGGACGGAGCCAGUUCAAAGAAUCAUGUAUUGUCGUGUCAUUUGACUUGUCAGAUGAGAAGUUUCGGGUGAUCCCAAACCCGCCAGACUGCGAAAUGGGUCAGGGUUGUGAGUUGUUGGUGUUGGGAGGCUGUCUUGCCAUAACUGACUACUAUGCAAGACAGAUUGAUAUAUGGGUGAUGCAGGAACAUGGUGUGGAAGGGUCUUGGACUAAAGAGAUUGUCAUCAUAGAGAAUUUGCCUGGAGUAAGUUUGAGAAGUCCUCAAUGGAUUCAUCCUCUAUGCUUGUUGAGCAGUGGGAAGAUUGUGAUCUCGUACAAGAGAGGAGCUUUGUAUUGUUUUGAUCCAGAAGAAACAGAAUGGUUGAAUAUUUUCACCAAAAGGGGCUUGCAUCCCCUUGAUCAGUUCAUGGCAGUUAGUUAUACUCCAAGCCUUGUUUCACCUUUUUUACACUAG